AUGCAGUCACUCUUCACCGUCAACAACAACGUAUCACUUAUCAGCUUAACCAUUGCCCCAAGUGCCUGGGUCGCCUCUUUGGCCGUCCUCCUCUUCUUCCUCUACUUUUACCUGCCGCAACUCGCUUCACUAAAGGCCUUGUUCUUCCGAGUCAACUUCCUCGACAAAGCCAAAGGCAGCCAUCGCAAACACCAGGUCGGCGCAUACUCGACUGCGCCUAGAGACCCACGAUAUCGAGAGGGGAUCGAAGAGAUAAACCGUCGGAAUUGGAAUCGCAACUAUCAUCAGCAUCAGUAUCGCGACGGCGACUACGACGACGACGACGACUACUAUCAACAGUAUCAGUAUCAACAACAGUAUUAUCCAGACCACGACGGCGCGCAAGGGAUAGAAAGAAAGGAACUACAUUACCGACAACGUCAACAGAAAGCCAUCGCCGAUAAGCAAUUGCCGGCGCUGUUAGAGUUCUUUGGCAGGAAGAAAAGCAACGACAGCAACAUUAGCAGUGACGGAAUCAGUCCUACUAACAGCCCAAAGAGGUUGACCAAAGAAAGAGGCAAGGAAAAGAGUGGAGGACUUUCAUCGUUCGGGCGCAAAAUCAUCUACCGCACCAGCAGAGAUUCUUCACCGAGUCCAGCCACCAGCAGCACCAUCGCGCGCCACGUCAUCAGCUACGGCCCGCGCCCAAUCUUUGCCAACUAUGACAGCGGCAACGGCGGCCCCGCUGAAGAACCUAGGGCAUCUCGACCACCUUCUCGACGAUUCACUGGAGGACUUCGAGCACUGUCACUCGCUCCCAGCGAAACUCCGCGCCCCCAGCAUCCCCAUCAUCCCCACCAGCAGGCGACACCGUUCGGGUACCCCUCAGUGCACUCGGGUUUCCGGAGCGACGACACGGAGAGCGACAUGAGCGACCAGGAGGCGGAUGGCGGGGAAACGUCACACGGUGGCUACAGCCCGCCAGCCUGGAGGCGCCUCGGCAACGGCGACCGCAGCAGCGGCUUCUGGCGCAAGGCUAAUUCGCAUCUCAACGACAUCGACCCGCUCUUGUUGAACGGGUUUGGCGGUCUCGGUGGCGGACUAGGGAACGGCGGAUGGUCAAGAGAGUUCGAAACCAGUCCCGAGUAUGAUAGCAUGAAUGAAGACGAUAUGGACCAGGACGCGAUCCUGCAGAAAGCCAUUAGGACAAGGCUACCAACGGGAAGCUUGAGUCCCGAAAAGGAGAGGAGUCCGGAACCAGAAUAUGCGCGGCGUCAACAGUUGCAAAAGCAGGCCGAACUGCGCCAGCAGCAACACCAGAGGUUAGCGCCGGUAAUCGAGGAAGACGAUGUCAAGAUCAAGGAAGAGCCGAUGGAGGAGGAUGCGGGCAUGGUUUUGAGGGGGUUGCCUCACUUCCGCUUCGCGGUCAGGGCAGAAGUCCAUCAGCGCACAGAACCCAUUGAAACAGCUGUUGCUUUCUUGCGAAAAUGGCUCGGCCCGCUAACCAGGUCAUGGUCCUCCAUGUUCCUGUCCGGGCUCGUAGCCAUUCUCUCCUAUGCCGCCAUGCGCUCGCUCUUCCAGCCGGCGUCCAUGAGCCCCGUGCCUGACCUCGUCAAGGUGGCCGGUGUGGCGCGCUCCUUUGAGCCGCUCAUCUACUACUCGGAGAACGGCAUCCAGCAAGUGGGCGACCUGCAAGCGACGGGCGUGGCGGUCUGGGAUCUAGGCGAGAGCGUUAGGAGCAGUAACCUCACAUCGGCGCCGAUUAUCGUCAAGGAGCUGGACGAGCUAAGCGAGAGCCUCAAGACGUUGGCUAUCGAACUUACCAAGUUCUUUGCCAACGUAGACGGUGACAUCGACGGCAUCCUAAUAGUAAUGGACUGGGCCCGCCGCGAGCUCUCCCAACUGCAACACCUUCCCUCCCCGCCCCUCUCCUCCUUCUUCGACAACAUGCACAACAUCCUCUCCACCUUGGGAAUCCUCGAAGACCCCUCAACCUCCCAACCCACCCGCCUCGGCCUCCUCGCCACUUCCUUAUUCGGCCCCUCCACCCCGCAACGCACCCGCACCACCCUCCAGCGCACCUUCAACGAGUUCCUCGCCGUCCUCGAAGAAGCCAUCACCAACGAGCUACAACACUCCCUCGCCAUAUUCGCCUUAUUCGAAGCAAUAGACCACCAAUUCCUCAACCUAGCCCGCACCGUCGUCCGCGAGUCCUCCUUGCAAGAAUCCCUCCACGCCGAUUUAUUGUCAUCGCUAUGGACUCGCAUCCUGGGCGCCAAAGCGAGUGAUAUCCAGAAAUACGAACGGAAUCGCUUACUGCUGUUGAACGUCAGGGAGAAGACGGUUCGCAACAAGGGGAUUUUGGUGGAACAUAAUCAUAAAUUAUUAGCAUUAAAAGCGAGUUUGGAGAAUUUGAGGAGAAAGUUGGUUAGUCCGCUUGUGAGGAGCGUGAAUAGCUCGACGUUGACGGUUGAUGAGCAGAUUAGGGGGUUGGAGGAUGUGGGGCUUUAUCUCGAGGGUGUCAGGACUAGGCAGAAGGGAAAGUUGAUGGAGAUGUUGUAUGGUGGUGGUUAUGGUGGAAAUGGAGGGUACAGGGCUGGGAGUACCCUGGAGGGACAGCAGCAAGGGGGAGGGUAUGGAGGGUAUGGGGGGCAGUAUGGAGGAGGGUAUGGAGGAGGGCAGCAUGGAGGGGGAGGCGAGCAGAGAGAGGUGAGGUUGGUUGCUGAUGCUGGUGGUCAUGGUCAUCAUGGCAGUGCAAGUGGUGGAACUACGAGGAGUAUGCAUGAGGGGCAGCAGCAUCAUAGGGGGGGAGCAAUGAGUCACGCUGAGGUGACGGGAAAGGUGUUUGGUUUUUGA
Sordaria macrospora k-hell is the source of this 2835-nucleotide messenger RNA. RefSeq lists its product as uncharacterized. The record is from RefSeq and is a predicted model, not a curated record. Lineage: Eukaryota; Fungi; Ascomycota; Sordariomycetes; Sordariales; Sordariaceae.